Messenger RNA from Rattus rattus (black rat), 1173 nucleotides. It is a transcript of the gene Ankrd63, whose product is annotated as ankyrin repeat domain 63. The record is from RefSeq and is a predicted model, not a curated record. The coding region runs from base 1 to 1173 and encodes 390 amino acids. NCBI's taxonomy places the organism in Eukaryota, Metazoa, Chordata, Mammalia, Rodentia, Muridae. Gene Ontology annotation, molecular function: protein binding. The transcript has a single exon.
AUGCUCAAGCCCAAGGACCUGUGCCCCCGAGCGGGUACGCGCACCUUCCUUGAGGCCAUGCAGGCGGGCAAAGUCCACUUGGCCCGCUUCGUGCUGGACGCGCUGGACCGCAGCAUCAUCGACUGCCGCGCCGAGCAGGGCCGGACGCCGCUCAUGGUGGCCGUGGGGCUGCCGGACCCCGCGAUGCGCUCGCGCUUCGUGCGACUGCUGUUAGAGCAGGGUGCGGCCGUGAACCUGCGGGACGAGCGCGGCCGCACUGCACUCAGCCUGGCCUGCGAGCGAGGCCACUUAGACGCCGUGCAGCUGCUGGUGCAGUACAGCGGCGAUCCGGAGGCGACGGACUCGGCGGGCAACAGCCCGGUGAUGUGGGCGGCGGCGUGCGGCCACGGGGCGGUGCUGGAGUUCUUGGUGCGCUCUUUCCGCCGCCUGGGCUUACGCCUUGACCGCACCAACCGUGCGGGCCUCACCGCGCUGCAGCUCGCUGCCUCCCGCGGCCACGGGACCUGUGUGCAAGCCCUCACCGGGCCUUGGGGUCGGGCAGCGGCUGCGGCAGCGGCCCGGGGCUCCAACUCCGACAGUCCCCCUGGCCACUCUGCCCCGGUGCCCAGCCCAGAGCGUCGACGUCCCAGCCCCCGUCGUCUGCCGCGUCCUCUUUUGGCACGGUUUGCGCGAGCUGCCGGCGGCCACGGUCACGGCCAUGGCCACGGCCACGGCCACGGAGGUGAGCUUGCCUCUGCUGGCAAGGGCUCGGGCCGUCAUAGGGCACAAGGCAGCGAGAGGCCAGAGUUGGGCCGGAGCAUGAGCCUAGCUCUGGGUACCAUGACGGAGGAGGAGACAGCACGCCUUAGGGCAGGAGCUCUGAUGGCUCGACCAAACUCACCCCAGUCUUCGGGGAGUGGGCGGUGGCGUUCACAUGAGGUGCUGGAGGGAGCGCCACUAGCCUUAAUGCAAGCCCCGGUCGGCCUUAGUCCUCAUCCCGAGGGUGGCCCCGGCUCUGGCCGCCUGGGUUUGCGCCGACGUUCCACAGCCCCAGACAUCCCCAGCCUGGUCGGGGAGGCUUCAGGGCCUGAGAGUGGUCCAGAAUUAGAGAACAAUGCUCUGCCUUUCUCAGUGCCUGGGCCAAAGCCUUGGCAGGCGGGCACAGAGGCUGUGGUACUUCAGGCUCAGCGGUAA